Messenger RNA from Seminavis robusta, 975 nucleotides. Lineage: Eukaryota; Bacillariophyta; Bacillariophyceae; Naviculales; Naviculaceae. The record is from the annotation of a GenBank genome assembly.
AUGAACAUGAACAUGAUGAGCACUAGCAGUGGUACAAUGAACGUGAUGAGUCUGAUGGAACGAGCGGCUGAGCUUAAUGAAGAUGGGGUAUAUGAACUAGCCGAUGGCGCGUUCCCUGAUGCCGUUCGUUCUUUCGAGAAUGCUGUGCGUCAAAUGAUGACAGUCUGUGAACAGACUACUCAUGCCCAUCACUUGCAGCAGCAACAACAACAGCAGCAGCAUGCAGUGGCGCCAGCACAAGUCUGUCCCGCUGCUUCUUCCACCAUGGACAGUAGUAGUAGUAGAUGUUCUACCAAACAGACUCCUACUUCUACUUCAGCUAUGGAUACUACUAUGGAGGAUACCCCUACUUCUACUUCUUCAAGCCCUGCUUCUACUAGCACUACUGGCUGUCUUCCUUCCGCUCGUUCUUCUGUGGAAGUUCCGUUUCUCCAAGACGAUCGAUUCUACAUUUACUCUUGUACGGUCACCUUUAAUCCUUCCACUUCUUCUUCCUCUACACUCACUGCUGCUACCACUAUGAUCCCUUCCAGUGCUGAGAUUGCCUUUUACUGUGCGACCAUUCUCUUCAACCUCGCACUCGCUCAUCACCAACAUGCGCAACGGUGUCCUAAGCAGAGUCAAGAACAAGCAGCGGCUCUUCGACAAGCCCUGGCGCUCUAUCAAGAAUCUGCCAAGGCGUUGCACACACUCCAACAGCGCUUGACGCCAGCUACCCUCUGUUGCUGUGCCGACGAUUUGCUGCUCAUGUCACUGGCAUUGUGCAACAAUCAGGCAUGUAUUCUUGCAGUGUUGCAAGACGAUGCUACCGCUUGUUUUCAGCAACUCUUUGUCCAGUCCACGACCGCCUUGCAAGAGCCCAACAAUUUCUCCAUGUUUGAACAAUCCCAAGUACAAGAGUUUCUUAGAAAUGCCAUGCUUUUUGGAACACUACAAGCGGGAGGAUUGCACGAUCAUGCCGCUGCUUGUGCAUAA